AGAGAGAAGGUUCACAGCCUUAACACCAUCAAGCUCCCAAGUCCAGAGAUGGAACAACCACCAAACUCCACCAAGGCCAAGACCAACUCCAGCUCCAGCUCCAACAACAGCAAGCCCCCCAAGGCAAAGAAGAUAUCCAUCUCCAUCUUAGUAAUCUCCCUCCCUCUCCUCUAUGUCUCUCUCCUCCACAUCUCCCCCUCCACACUCUUCAAAGACACCACCUUCUGGUUCCUCAUGUCCAACUCCAUCAUCAUCAUCAUUGCCGCCGACUCCGGUGUGUUCUCCUCAUCAACCGAGACCGGCGAUCUCUACGAGGAGUUCAUCAAACAUAGCAGGGCAAGGAGUGCAUCCCUUGUUGCAGAGCCACCACCCAAGACUACCAUUAUAGAGAGCCCAAAAGAACUAGUACUUGCUCCGAGCCAGUUGGAUGUAACUGCUGACAAAAACAUAGUUGUGAGAGAGAAUUCAGUCCUCCAGUUAGAUAAACCUGUCAACAAAAGAGUAGUUGCGAAGGAGAGAUCACUUCCACACCCAGAAGUAGAAGUUGAUAGAAGUAUAGUUGUCUAUGAGAAGCCACUGCACCAGUCGAUGACUGAGAAGAAAGAUCAUCACCGGUUGCCUCUCCGACGGUCGGUGACAGGGAGGAGAAAUCAACAUAGUUUUAUGGGAAGCGGGCAUUCUGUCUUACCACUCCACCGGUCGAUUACAGAGACAAGAAAUCAUCAAUAUUUGGAGGAAAACGAGUACUCGAAAUUGUCCGAUGAGGAGCUUAAUGAGAGGGUGGAGGAGUUCAUCAAGAGAUUCAAUAGGGAGAUUAGGCUUCAGCUGAGGAAUGAAUAGAAUGUGUUCUCUCUUGGUAGAGCUGAGUUCACUGUGUAGUGUGUGUUUUUUGAUGGAGCACUGUUUGGUGUAUGCUGUCUUUGAGACAUCUGAGUCUGUGUAACAUGUCAGAAAAAAAUAAUGUUCAGAUUAGUGGCAAAAAUUUUUUU
Molecule: messenger RNA, 989 nt
Organism: Elaeis guineensis (African oil palm)
Lineage: Eukaryota; Viridiplantae; Streptophyta; Magnoliopsida; Arecales; Arecaceae
Source: RefSeq, a predicted model, not a curated record